UUAUAAAAUGGCAGAGAAUAAUAAAGAUUUAAAAUAACUUAAGAUCAAGACAGCUGCUCUAAAAAGAAUUUAAAAAGAAUUUUUUGGUUAUUAAAAAGAAGAAUUAAAAUAAAAUGAAAGAAUUUAAAAGCUUAAAGUCCAAAAUGCUGAUGAAGCUGAUGUCAAAAAACAAGUUCAAAAUUUUUUUAAUAAAUUUAGGAAGAAGUUCUCUAAGAAACAGUAUAGAUGUAUCCAAAUAUUAUUGGAAGACUUGUUGAAUCAGUCAAUGAACUUUAAGCAUGGCUAGUAAUCAAUUCUUAUUAUUCAAAUUAGGAUGGAAAAAUUAAUGAUCCAUUGAUUGAUACAAGUGAAGAAAAGACUAAGGCAUUGGAGGCAAUUACUGAAGCUUAAGAAUUUUUGAAAGCCAACAAUCCAGCUUAAUGAUUAAUUAACAUCUUAUUAUCAAUAUCCUUAAUUUGUUUGAGAAUAUCUAC
Messenger RNA from Paramecium sonneborni, 473 nucleotides. Lineage: Eukaryota; Ciliophora; Oligohymenophorea; Peniculida; Parameciidae. The record is from the annotation of a GenBank genome assembly.